AUGUCGCGUCAAGAUUGGGACACUGAGUCCGGCGGAGGACGUCGAAGCUAUGGAGGAGGUGGCGGUUCGUAUUCGGAUCGAGGCGGACGUGGUGGCGGCGGGGGAUACCGAAACGAUGGCGGCUCGAAUCGAGAUGGAGACGGUGGACGCGGGGGAUACGGAGGCCGAGGAGGAUAUGGUGGCGGUCGAGGGGGCUACAGUGGACGAGGUGGCGAAGGUGGCUUCAGAGGAGGUCGUGGACGAGGAGGCGGUGGAGCUCCGUGGGGCCGGUCAACGCAGAACCAACCUAAUGAGUUGGGAAUGAAGACACACGCCGUUGGAAAAGUGCUUGCAAACGAUCUGGCGAUCUCACUGGACAAGGCUCUAUCCGUCUACAAAUUCCAAGUUUGGGUGACCGCCACGGUUCAAACGAAAGAUGGAGGAACGAAGGAGUUCGAUGCCACGGCAACUUCCAAGAACACUGUUACACUCAACCGCAAAAGAGCUGCAUUGUCGAGUUUGAUGAGGACCCUCUUGAAGAAGGCUUUUGGCACGGACAUUUCGUAUCAAUGCGUUUACGAUUGCGGUGGAAGCAUCUACUCUAUUGAUGACACACUUAAUGGAAAAAGCCAUGUCUUUGAAGUGGUUGAUAUUCCCGAGAAACAUCGCUUGGCCUUUGCGAGGAAGAAUUUGCUGCGAGACGAAGAGGAGAACCAAGUGGAGAACUACAGAGAUGUCGCCGCUUUCUUGGAUGUUCUGACUUCCGCAGUGAUUCUUCGCAAUAACGACUUCCACUACAUCAAGGGUGCCUACUUUCACAAGUCUUCUCGCGAAAACAUGGAAACUGACAUCGGACAAGGAAUCGUGGUGCGCAAAGGAUUUGAGAAGAGCGUCAAGCUUGUGUCGGCCAAAUCAGGAAACCCACAAUACUCGCUGAACUUGGCGGUGAAGACAAAGCCUUUCUACAAGCCAGGAAACUUCCACGAGUUCUUGAUGAUGCGCUCCGGAGCCAGAAACGACCACGAUCUUGCACAGAUGCUCAAGAAGGAAAGCGCCAUAAGGGAUUUAGCAAAAAAUGUGAUUGUGACGACAACACAUCUCGACGCUAAUUUCGACUUUGGGGUUCAUCACGUGCACAAGGAGUCUGCAAAAGAAUGUAUCAUCCCUGGACUCGAUCAAAGCGUUGCCAUGUACUACCAAGAACGCUACAAGUUGACUUUGAGGGCUCCAAGUUUGCCACUUGCCACUGAGAACAAGAAAGGCCAGAGCUCGUACUAUCCACUCGAGCUGCUCGAGGUGAGUCCGAUUCAAAGUGUUCCAGUGGGAAAGCUGAAGGACCAACAGGCCAAAGUCGUCGAGAUGACCCGUCUCAAGCCAGAUGAGCACCAGAGAGAUAUGGAGCAACUUAUUCCACAAAUGGGCCUCGGACAGGGCAAUCUGUAUCUUCAACAAUUUGGUGUCACCGUUGAGCAAAGGCCCGUGGAAGUCGACGCAGUUCAAGUGAUCCGCCCCGCUUUGGUGUUUGGCUCGAAGACUUUUGGACCCGAUCAGGACCAGAGCCCCAAUGAGCUGAAUUGGAAUGGCACUUUCCGCGAGCGCUUCUACAAGCCAGCAAAGAUUGGAAAGACUGCCGUGGUCAUUUAUCGCCAAGCUGUUCGCCAUCCCGACCAACUCAAUGGUCCGCUUCAAAUGCUUGCUGAUGCAGCUCGCAAUCAUGGUCUAGAUGGCACUGAAAAUCUGACGAGGGGUGAAGUUUGCCAUUGGAAUUCGAUGAGCGACGACGAAGCAGCAAGGGCGAUGGGGGAGCUGAAGGCGCGCGGAUUCAAAUUCGUGAUCUUUGUUGGGGCCGUGAAGAACACCGACACGGAGGGACACAGGAUGAUCAAAUACGCGGAACAGAAGGCUGGCGUCGUCACUCAACAUCUCGCUUGUCCCACGCUUGGAAUCAACUCAAGACCGAUGGGUUCGCAAUCAGUGCAGAACAUUCUGCUGAAAAUGAAUCAAAAGCUUGGCGGCAUCAACUACUCGAUCGCGAUCACGCCCAAUAUGCUUCAAAGCGCGCAUAAUUCUGCCGAGAUGAACACCGAGUUCUUCGGAAAGUCUGUGAUGUAUGUCGGAUUGAGCGUUUCGCAUGAUGGACCGCAAUCUAUCUUCGACCAACAAGCUGGCACUGAAAUGAAGACUCCAUCAACUGUUGGAAUGUGCUACAGCACUGAGACGCCAACGGCUUUCCGAGGAAAAUAUUGGUGGCAGCCGGCACGUCAAGUGUUGAUUAGCUCGUUGAAGGAGAAUUUCAUCUCGGCUUUGGAGAACUUCAAGAAAGAGGUCGGCGAGCACCCGAAGAAGAUCAUCAUUUUCCGCGGUGGACUCAGUGAAGGCGAGAUGUACAAGAAUGCCCAGGACGAAAUCGACGGUAAAGACGGAAUCAAGGCGGCAACGAAGGCACUUGGAAUUGACCCGCAGAUCUAUGUCGUUCUCACCAUCGUCCACAGCUCAAUGCGUCUUUUGCGCACUGAUGCAGCGCCUGGUGGACGACCAGUGGACUCGAACUUGCCUGCCGGUACAACCAUUACACAAGGAAUUGUCGAUGCUCGUCCUGGAGUCGUUGAUGCUUUCAUCGUUUCGCAGAAGGGUCAAAUUGGAACUUCUCGUCCAACUCGUCUUUUCUUGGCUUAUCAGACUGAGACGGCGCCUCUUUGGACCAGUGAUCACCUUUCGUGGAUCGGAAAUGCAAUGUCCUAUGCUCAUGGUGUCUCGAUGUGCCCAACUGGAAUACCUGCCCAUCUCUAUGCGGCAAUGAACCUUUCCAAGCGUGGAGGAGAUGUACUUCGCAGCGGUGGAGUUCCGGAUAACGUGUCGAUGACUAGCAGCGGAUCGAACCGUCGAAAAUACCGUCGAAUUCUCGUCUCAUCCCUCGUUUUCUCGAUUUGUCUCUUCGUUUUCUCAGCCCUCACCGCACUUUCCGUUUUCGAUCGACAGCAUAAUAAUAUCGUUUAUCAUUAUGUUCAAAGGCAGGACGACAUUGCUCUGCUUUCAGCCACUUUUUACAAUACGUCGAAAAGCUUCUCCAACAACAGUUUGGUCCUUCUCUUCGUCGCUCAUCAAAUUUUCCACUAUAAACACUCGUCUUUCGAGAUUGAGACUUUUGCAGGAAAUGAAACGACAAGAGCAACGUUAAGGAUAAUGCCUGUGAUCGGCCAGAUGCCAUUCUACUGCAAAUGGGUGCCAUUCAUUGCGAUUGGAGAGCUUGACAUUACCAGCAGUGCCGGCGUUCGGUUGAUCUCCGGGGAAAAGCAGAUUGAGCUAAAUCUCCGUGAACCUUAUCCAGAAAAGCAUCCAGUUGUCGCGUGUUUUUCGCCACUUUUCCUCAAUGAACGAUGGCAAUUGUUGAUACUCACAGCACAGGUUUACUCCCACUACGGAGCUUUCAUGCAUUUCUAUGUGCGCAGUAUGAUCACCGAUCUUUUCGAUGUUCUAAAGUACUACAAACACUCUCGGGUCGUCCCCUGGUCGGGCAUUCAUUUGGGCAAAGAGUCGGCGAGUGGGCCGGGAUUUCGACCGGAUUUCGAAUUGGAAUUUCGAAAUCAAGCCGGCGCCAUGACGGAUUGUCUUCUUAUGUACAAGGAAUCCGCGAGCUACAUAAUUUUCCCAGACACCGACGACAUCAUCAUCCCGCGGUUGGGAAAAAAUUUUGAACAGGAAUUCUCGCAAAUUUUCGCUCUUUUCCCCGAGGCGGCCGUCAUCGCUUACAAUAUGAGUCAAACCGAUAUCCACGCGGAGAUUUCCCCAUCGAAUUACAUGGUGGACGAGGUGUUGACAAGUGUUCGUUUCCGCGGUGAGACACGCUGGGGAAAAGUGGUUGUCCGACCGGAGAGGAUCGAUUCCGUUUGGAUACACAAAUCGUAUGGGAUACGAGACGGAUACGAACAAAUCACUCUCCCGAUCGAGCUCAACUCGGCUCUGCAUUUGCGCUUUUGGAAUUUCAGUGAAACGGGAUCUCUCGAGUCAAAGAUCGACAUUCCGCUGUACGAUCCUCUACUCACCAAGAACUCGAAUCAAACGCCGAAAUAUCGAAGUCCCCAGCGGCCAUUGAUGUCAAACGAUGAUUUGCAAGAGAUUCGAAAAAGUUUUCAGGAAAUGACGCGCACUCUUGGCGAGAUUUAUCUCCGUCUUCCCGAAUUUUCAAUUUAUUACCCGCUAAUCGAGAAAUGCUAUGAUCGGAUAUUCUACAAUGGACAGAGACAUGCCACGUGUAAGGGCCCCGAGAUGUGCGAUCUUCCCUCUUUCCCGGGUGUUCGUUGCGUGAAUGUGAACUCAUCGGUCGAUUCCUUCCGCGGCGAUAACAUUUUCAUCCACCUGCAAAAAAAUUGGUUUUUCGAGCACAGCACAAAUGGGUGCUCGAUU
Messenger RNA from Mesorhabditis belari, 4383 nucleotides. NCBI's taxonomy places the organism in Eukaryota, Metazoa, Nematoda, Chromadorea, Rhabditida, Rhabditidae. The record is from the annotation of a GenBank genome assembly.